AUGGGCCCUCCGCGGGCGGCCUCGCUGGCCGGCCCCGCCGUCGAUGCCACCGCCGGCGUCACGGUCAAGGUCGAGAUAAAAAAUGGCAUCUUUGAGCUGACGCUGUCCAACCCGGACGGCAUCGUCACCGGCGUGCGCUACAAUGGCGUGGACAAUCUCAUGGAGAUUCUUAACAAGGAAGACAACAGAGGGUACUGGGACCUUGUUUGGAACCCACCAGGACAGAAAACUGGCAUCUUUGAUGUGAUCAAAGGCACCGAAUUCCGCAUCAUAUACCAAGAUGAAAACCAGGCUGAGGUAUCCUUCACCAGAAAUUGGGAUCCUUCCCUUGAAGGAAAAGCUGUCCCCUUGAACAUCGAUAAGAGGUUCAUCGUUCUCCGUGGUUCAUCCGGGUUCUACACCUAUGGAAUCUAUGAGCAUAAGGAAGGAUGGCCUGAUUUCGGCUUGGGAGAGACAAGGGUGGCUUUCAAGCUGCGGAAAGACAAGUUUCAUUACAUGGCAUUGGCUGAUGACAGGCAGAGAAUUAUGCCAAUGCCCGACGACCGAUUGCCUCCCCGAGGCCAGCCAUUAGCAUACCCUGAGGCUGUGCUCCUUGUGGACCCAAUAAAUCCUGAUCUCAGAGGGGAGGUUGACGACAAGUACCAGUACUCUUGCGAAGACCAGUACAACAAUGUCCAUGGGUGGAUGUCAUUCGAUCCUCCAAUUGGCUUCUGGCAGAUCACUCCAAGUGAUGAGUUCAGGACAGGAGGACCCCUGAAGCAAAAUUUGACUUCUCAUGUUGGCCCCACUAUGCUGGCUAUGUUUCUUAGUGCACAUUAUGCGGGGGAUGACCUCUCACCAAAGUUUACGAAUGGAGAAUACUGGAAAAAGGUCCAUGGACCGGUAUUCAUGUAUCUUAAUUCCAGUUGGGAUGGAAGUGACCCAACUAUGCUAUGGGAAGAUGCAAAAGUUCAGAUGAUGAUUGAGAAAGAAAACUGGCCAUACUGUUUUGCACUUUCAGAGGACUUUCAGAAGACAGAGCAAAGGGGUUGCGUCUCUGGUAGAUUACUAGUCCGAGACAGGUAUAUAGAUGAUCAAGACCUUUAUGCCUCAGGAGCCUAUGUAGGCUUGGCGCUACCAGGAGAAGCUGGAUCCUGGCAAAGAGAGUGCAAGGGAUACCAAUUCUGGUGUAGAGCAGAUGUAGAUGGGAGCUUCUACAUAAGGAACAUUGUAACUGGGAACUACAACCUGUAUGCGUGGGUUCCGGGUUUUAUAGGGGACUACAGAUUAGAUGCUACACUGACCAUAGCUUCAGGGGAUGAUAUUUAUUUGGGUGACCUUGUGUAUGAACCGCCAAGAGAUGGGCCGACGAUGUGGGAGAUUGGAGUACCUGAUCGAUCUGCCGCUGAGUUUUAUGUUCCUGAUCCUAACUCCAACUAUGUCAAUAGAUUGUACAUCAACCAUCCUGCAGAUAGAUUUAGACAAUAUGGACUUUGGGAACGAUAUGCGGAACUAUACCCUAACAGUGACCUGGUAUACACAGUUGGCCAAAGUGACUAUAGCACCGAUUGGUUCUAUGCUCAAGUUAACAGAAAACUUGAUGACAACACUUACCAGCCAACAACAUGGCAAAUAAAGUUCAACCUUGACAGUGUCAGUCCAAGCAGCACCUACAAGUUCAGAGUGGCUCUCGCGUCUUCUGCACUCGCUGAGCUGCAGAUUUUCUUCAACGAUCAGGACAAGGCUCUUCCUCACUUCGCCACCGGGCUGAUCGGCAGGGACAACGCGAUAGCAAGGCACGGGAUACAUGGGCUGUACUGGCUGUUCAACAUCGAUGUGGCUAGUGCUUGGCUUGUGCAAGGGGUGAACACCAUCUACCUGAAGCAGCCCAGGAGCCAGAACCCGUUUCAAGGAUUGAUGUACGACUACUUGCGUUUGGAGGGGCCGUGUGGCUGCUAA
This is a messenger RNA of Miscanthus lutarioriparius, 1938 nucleotides long. The record is from the annotation of a GenBank genome assembly. NCBI's taxonomy places the organism in Eukaryota, Viridiplantae, Streptophyta, Magnoliopsida, Poales, Poaceae.